Messenger RNA from Drosophila yakuba, 4187 nucleotides. RefSeq lists its product as uncharacterized. Bases 1974 to 3614 code for a protein of 546 amino acids. Lineage: Eukaryota; Metazoa; Arthropoda; Insecta; Diptera; Drosophilidae. The transcript has 5 exons. The record is from RefSeq and is a predicted model, not a curated record.
AACUAUUACAUAGCGUUUUUAUGCAAACUUAGAAUAGCCCGAAAUAGCAGUGUUCUUAAAAUAAUGUUUUACUUUUCAUGUUAAUGAUUUUCUGCACCAUAAUUUGCAAGCACUUUUUUCAUCUUAGGGUAUUACCACUUAAAACCCUUUUACGGCAGCUACCGCCCCCAAUUGCAAUUAUCUUGUCGCAUUUGUAUAUAUAUUCGCCGGCUAUUACAUGAGUUGGGGUUUUCUUCUUAUUUCCAUUUUCAUUAUUUUGCUGCUGUUUGCUGUUUGGUUUGUGCCGUCUUGUUUUCCUUUUGCUGUUUAACAAAUUUACAGUUUGUUAACUAAGUAUUAUGUUUGGGCCAAGUUUUCUUCAUGCUCAUUUCGCGUUUUGCAUUUAUGCAGUUGAAGUUGCAGUUGCUAUUGCAGUUGCAACUUCAGUUGGCAGUUGCAGUGGUUCGGUCUGGGCCCAUUUCACUUUCGGUUAGAUAACCGCAGUCCAGUGAGAGGUGGGGAUUUUUCGAAUUGUGAAUUUGCCUACGUAGGACUUACCCAUUUGGGCCGACUUUGUCACCAGGGAAUCGAGACAGGCAGACAGGCAGGCAUCUUACAAAUAUCCAUUGUUAACCCCAGCAUUGUUAGCCGUAAUUGUUUGGCACGUUUACAAAUGAACCGCUUCUGACAUAGUGACAGUGAACUCUUACCGAGAGGACUGACUUGCACCCAUUUGUCGCAACAUUAGAUAAUGGCUUGCCCUCAAGUUCGCAUUGUGUUGAUGUUUGGGGACUCAGUUUCGGAGUCUGCAGUUGAAGGCUUUCAUCAGUAGGCAACGUACUUGAGUUCAAGGCUGUUGCUCUCUCAAAAGUCGGACAUUAGAGAUCUUGAUAGCUUUGGGUCAAGAACAUAUAACGCUACUGAAGGAUUUUUUUGUAUUUACACACUCAACAAUACUUACCAAAAUUAGAAAAACAGUCGGUUCAACAUAAUUCAGCCACCUAAUUGUUUAGUUAAAUUAUUAUUAAUCUCUUCAAUUAUUUUUUAAUGUAUUGAUUUAAUCUGUAACUGGCAGAAAUUACAUAACAAACGAAUGGUAACCUAAGAAGUAGAUUCUCAGAAGAUUUCCAAAGCAAAAUCGUGUCCUUGCUUUACUUCUUGCGAUACCAACUUUUCCAUUAGCGAUCAUACCAUUUCAAGUUCGUUGCCUCAGUCUUUCGAUUGGGCCAUGUCAGAAAACGAAGCCAAGAGUGAUGUUUUUCGAGCAGUCGAACACGUUUAUGCCACCGAACUUAAUGAGCCGCAUUGCAGUUUUCGGAUUGCCACAUGUGGAUAACACCGAUGCCGAUGCCACUCGAAACGCAUUGAACCCCAGACACUCGUUUGUGGCCAAGAGGCUGUCAUGAAAAUGUCGGCAAUGCUGCCGAAAAAAAUAUAAAAUAAAAUUGUAACACAAAAAGAGCAUAGAAAGAGAGGGCAACACUCUUAACCCCACGACUAAGAGCGUUCAAAAAGACCCCCAAAAAGCGCUCAAAAUGCACUUCGUUGGCGUCUCUCCGAUGAUUUCUUUAAAUAAGCCGCACAACGCGAUUUUCGAGCACAGUUCGAGCGCAGACGUUGCCGAGAUAUAGCCGCAGCUCCAAUCCCCAGAUCGGGAGACUCGAAUCGGUGAAAGAAAGUGGAGAGUGAAAUUUUGUGUGUUCGCUGCAAAACCGCCGCUGAGACGAAUGCCGAUGACAAAACAAACGUGAAGCGAAACGGUUCGAAAUCGAAGUUGUAGAAAAAAGUGCGGCGGCCAAAAGUGCCAAUUGCAAGUGGCCAAGUGAAGAAAGUUGAUGUGAAGAGGAGACAGCGUUAAAACAUAGUUUAAAAAUUAAAUACAACCCGACGACGUCAUCGGUAAAAGUGAAUCUUGAUCUCGAUUAGCCGCCCAGCUAAUCGAAGGCCCAAAUUGCAACUAAAAGCCACAAAAAGCAAAAACACAGGAGCCCGAAAUGAAGGUCUUCAGCCUAAGUCUUUUGCUGGUGGCCGCCCUCCCACUGAUGUGCCACGCCCUCCCAGCUAGCGAUAAGUCCCUUUCCCUGGAAGACACAGAUCUGGACAAUGAACCGGGCGAGAGUGUGAAGGAGUCGCAGGUGCAAAAGCGGUCCGGCAGCUUCGACUACGUGGCGCACCUGAAGUCCGGCCUGCUGUCCGGAAUUGGCCAGGCAUCCGCCUCAAUCGCCUCCGGCAGUUCCGGCGGAAGCAGCGGGGGCGGGGACAGCUACAAGUCCCACGAGAUUGUUGUCCACGGCAACUCGGUGGACUACGACCCCUGGUCGUUCAAGAAGUCCGUGCUGAACACCAUCUUCCAGGCGGUCAAGGCCAUCACCGGCGGGGUCACCGCACUCAAGGGUCAGCUGAUCAAGGGCAGCGGAUACGCGCUGAGUGCGGGCGGCAACCUGGUAGCAGCCGGCGGCGAUAAGGUCACCGACGUGGGCAAGUCCAUCAUCAACUCGGCGCACAUCAACUCGCACACCUACGCCACUAGUCACUCCUCCUCCGGCGGCGGUCUCUUCGCCAAGCUGACCUCCUUGUCGGGCGGCUCCUCCGGCGGCAGCAGUGGGCACAAGACCGUCUCCGCUCCUGGACCCGUUGUGCAUCACGAGACCAUCACCACGUACGAGAUACCCACCGGCCACGCCAGCUACGGUCCGCCAUCGAAGCCCCCGUCCUACAGCAGCGCCACCCACCAGUACCUCCCGCCGGUGGGCGGGGCCAGCUACAGCGGCGGUGCGCCCUUCAGCGUGAGCCACCCGGCGGCCUUCGAGUCGCCGCCAAGCAAUUACCUGCCAUCGGCCUAUGGACAAGAUGCGAUCAGCGCAAAUAGCAAUGACUUUAACAUCUAUGGCCGCCACUCCAAGCUGUCGGACGAGGAAGCCCGAAAGGCGGCUGCGCAGCUCCAGGAGAUCCUCAGCUUGCUGCCCAACGGGAAAACCGAGUACACCGCUUCCAAGACAGUGGCUUUGGAUACCAGUUUGCCAACGGGUACGGGUUUGGAGCAGGCAGAGGUCUAUAACAGCUAUGGCAUACCACUGCCCAGUAACCUGGGCACCUUGGAGUCUCUAUCGCACACGGAAUCCAUUACAGCUGCCUAUAAUCCCGCCUCCAAGAAUCCGGCGGAUGUAUACCACCAGAUGGCCAAACGUCCCUCCGCCGAGGAACUCUACAUUCAGAAGCAUCCCAACGAAGGUUACGAUUACACACCACCCGCAGGUGCAGCGCCGCCACCGCAAGCUGCUUCGGAUUACCGGGUGGAGAACUACCACGCCACCAAGAGUAAUGCGCUCAAGGAUCUGACGCCCAUUAUAGCCGCCUUGGAGGUGGCCAAACGUAAGGGCAACAGCCAUGGAAGCGGGCCAGUCUACUCCAUUGAGAAGCAGGUGCACAAGCAGUCGCCCCACUUCCAGUACCUGCCGCCAGUGGUGCAAAAGUCCAAGUACGUGUACAGUGCACCACCGCACCACCAAGGACACAGCGGUGGCUACAAGGUGCGCCGCCACGUGGCGGGCGGCAAGCACACGAAGCGCGUCUUCCGGCCGCAGGACUACGAGAUACAGGAUCCAUUGAUGUUCAAUCGCCUGCUGGAGGUCUAAUGGAAUGGACAGCAGUUCUUAGCUUAUAGUCCUCUAAGUCAUGUGCAGCAUUUACCUAUAACUUAUUUAUGUUAUGUUCUCGUUAUCGCAAUCGUAAUUAAUUAUUUAUUGAGCUUCCCAGCGAUGGUUGGCAAUAAAGCGCGCCAUUGAUAUUGCAUCCGAAAGCAUCUAAGCACAGCAUGCCCCACAAGAUCCCCAGCACCACCAAUCCACCCACUCCCUCUACUCGCACACCCACUUUCCUGCGCUGCUGCACCACCGCACACAAAUGAAUCGGGAACCCUUUUUCUCACCUCUCACCGAUCUCUUUGCAGUCUACCAGCAGUAGAGGACGCUGAGGAAGCUGUGGACCACGCCCAGUUCGCCAACAGCACCGUCCAUCUCCACGUAUCCUAGAGUUAGUCAAGCCGUUCCUGUCUAUUUCGAAUCUAUCUGCUGUCACUCUCCCCCCCAUUCUAUAUACAUUUUCGAUUCGAAGAACCUCGUUAGGGGCCUCUCAGCAACUUCAGUUGGCAUUAAUUGAACUUCCCCAUCUUACCUUUAAGUAUUUAAUUAAAUAAAUCGUUGAUUAAA